This is a messenger RNA of Sycon ciliatum, 3100 nucleotides long. RefSeq lists its product as uncharacterized. Lineage: Eukaryota; Metazoa; Porifera; Calcarea; Leucosolenida; Sycettidae. Gene Ontology annotation, cellular component: nucleus. Bases 342 to 2531 code for a protein of 729 amino acids. The transcript is spliced from 7 exons. The record is from RefSeq and is a predicted model, not a curated record.
CUGUACUGACUGUAGUAUGCUUGUGCGAUGAGAUCCUGUCGAGCUGGGCAAGUGUGUGUAGGCUGGGUGGCCUCGUGGAACAAAGGAAGGAGAGCAAGAUAGAUACUGGCGACUGCUGGUGUUGUUGUCGGGGUUACGUGGGCUCGAGGUCAUCAUUGAAGGAUGGCUGAAGCCUGUGUGCUCCCCUGCUAAUGCUAUGCCAAACCGAGGUCCUUGUAAUGACUGGUGCUAGCUUCUGAUGCCAGUGAUGGUCAAACAGUGCCGGGUUUCUUGGCGUGUAGUUUUUCUUCGUUGAUGCGUGCUUUUCCCUUGCUAUCUUGACCGUGUGAGUUUGUGCGAAUAUGAGCGGAGAAGAGAUUCCCCAGUCGCAGAAUGGCCGGCGGGAUAUGUACGUUGGCUCGAAUGUUCACUUCUCUCCCAUCGAUGGCAAGCCAUUAUGCAGCUACUCGCAGAAGCUGUGCAAGCAAAGAAGGCUGAAUGGCUUUGCAUUUUGUAUUCGCCAUGUUUUGGAGGAUCCUCACUGUGACUUCAAGCAAUGUGCAUACGUCGCGAAAUACAAUGGAAAUCGAUGCACCAAUCCUAUUCCGACCAAGGAAGACCGGGUGUAUUGUAAUAGUCACCUUCAAGUUCUGGGAAUACUGCCCAAGACACGCAAAAGAAAGCAUGGAGAACCAGAGAUGUCACCGUCUACUCCUGGGUCGUUCAAAAUGAAGAAGCUGUUAGUACCAGCUAUAAACCAUCAAGCAGAAUCUUCAUUCCAGGCAGCACUUGCUCCGAAAUCUGUGGGAACGAAGAGAAGCAAAUUGUUGUCAGCCGAGAUUGUCAACAAUGACCUCAAUCAGCUAUUGUCGCACGCAUGUAUGAAUGAUUUGCAAACCAGGCUGCACGAGGAGCGUGAGGCAACUGGUGAAAAAGAUCUUCUCCCUCUUGUCUCUUGCUUGAGUGAUGACGAGGAAGAGGCCGCUGGUUGUGGAUAUCGGCGGACGGCUGAUCUGGUCAUGCGGUCAGAUCUUCCGAGGACAUCUCAGCCGCCUUCUUUGACCAUUGCCACUGAAGGGUGCAGCAGUGAGGGCAAUGUCACCAGCGAUACGUUUGCUGCAGGGCAUGUUGAAGAUGUGGCCACACUACAUCAGGACUAUGCCGAGAGAUGCCAAGAGCGCCUGAGGCAGCUGCGCCAGGAUGGAGUCCAGUCUUCCCGGGUGUAUCGCCAUUGCCAUCGGAACGAAGCCAUCGAUAAGUCAGUCACUCGUGGUUUGAUUGCAGCUUCGCGUAAGAAUACUUAUGCGGCGAGUAUUUUGCUUCUCAGGCAUCGGCUGCAGACCUGUCGCAAGCUUUCACGAAAAUCCAACCGUACCAAACCGUUGAAACACUGCGCCUACAUCCAACCGAACAAUAUCUACUGCGGCUUCGACCGUCUGCCAUUCUCACGUUUCUGUUCGUCCCAUGCAUCACAUGAUGCUCGACAAGUCCUCUUCAACAACCACGUGGACUGGAAUAGCGUGUCGUGGAGUGAAACUCUGCCUUUGGCCAAUCCGCCUGAGCCGCUUGGCAGGAGCCCUUCAACCAAGGCUGCUGCUAAGACCCCUGCCAGGGCAGUGACUAAGAUGCCAGCAAGGCUGUCAGCUGUGAAGCAGGAGCGAAGUCGAACACCAACUGAAGCUGAUGAGCAUCAGCGUCUAGCCGAGGAACCUCGUCGACCCGGCCGUGGCAGAGGAGGUGGAAGAGGAAGAGGCCGUGGCGCUGGCAGAGGGAGUGCGGCAGCGUCACGAUUGACAGCUUCUGGCCAGCCAUCUGGAAGGGGCAAAGGACCCGUCGGUCGUCCUCCCGGCAGUGGAACGAAGGGGGCUGGGCCAGGCGGCAGGAAAAAGGCAGUGGCCGCAGCUGCUCAAGUUUCUGCUCCUAUUCCUGCACCACCUCCACUGAUGCCCAGUACUGGUGGUAAGCAGAAGAUCGUUCUCACUCUGAAAGCACCUGCUGCUGGUGCCGCUGCUCCUACUUCUGCAACUUCUCGUCCGAUGCCUGCUUCUGCAUCUCGGAGCUCGGUUCCUGUCCACCAGAUGGCUCCAGAAGAGACCAUGUCUGAAUCUUCAUCAGGCAGCUACUCUGAUAGCUCUGGUUCGAAUUCCGAUUCUGGCUCAGAUUCAGACUCUGGCUCUGAGUCAGAUUCCAGCUAUGCAUCUAAUGAGGAAUCGCUAGAUCCCGCAUCAAGAAUGGUACCUCCGCCGAACGGUAUCAUUUCAUCCUCACGAAGUUCUAGUAGUAUUCAUUCCUCUGAUCGACGCGAUCUCACUUCAUCCGGCCAGCUCUUACCUAGUGGAAUCUAUCAAGAAGAAGGUGGACUAAUGUGGUCCCCUACCAAGAUGCAUUCUCCUGGUGUCACUGACCAACCAGUGCUGAAGUCGCCGUUCACCUCACCCUCCUAUCCGCCUGGAUAUUCAUCUCCCUCGUCAGCAUUCACUCAGACUUAUCAACCAUCACUCUCUAUGUCGUCACCUGCGAGUGGCUCUGCUGAAAUGGAUGCGUACCCGUAGCCGCGUUCAACAUGUGCCUGCUUCUGGUCUGCUGUAGUGUUUUGUUGUCUGUGUCCGAUUCUAUAUUUCAACUACUUUGCUGCUUCCCAUUGCCUUUGGGUCCCUGAUGCUAUUCCCGUCCUCCUUCGUUUGUACUCCAUUUACAGAGGUAUUGUGCUCCAUUGUCUAUCUCUCUUGCCCCCCCCCCCCCCACACACACACAUUCACCUUCAUUAGCCUUUAUUAUAAUUUGGCUUCCCUUUUUUUCUUUUUGACAGGCAGCUGGCUGUGUGUGUCCUUUUAGAAUAAUAAUAGUAGUUCGAAUUGUUAGGAUUGUGUUGCCUUUUUUUUUUACACCUGCUUUGUCUGGUUCUUUAUCUUCUGCUCAUUUCUUAUCAUCGAAGGACAUUAUGUGCAGCGUCUGUGGUUUUGAGCUCUCCUUGAGAUAUUGUUUUAUUGUCGUAGUGCAAGUGGCUUCUCCACUUUUUUUGGUGUUUCGGUCGCCUUUGUCGCAAAUGGAUCUUUUCUGUGAUCACGAACUAACUGAUUACUGACUGACCACUGCUGCUAGUAUACCGAGUGACAUUUAA